AUGUCGGCUGUCAUCCAUCCUCACACUGUGACCCACCCAGUGAAGCUCCUUCUUGAUGACGACACAGUCUAUACUCUAUUGGUGGAAUUGCUGAAGGGUCUUCAGGCGGUGGAGGUAGGGGGUCGAGGUCCGUACAGCAGGGUUGGCAUGACAACAGCUUUUGUGUGUGUGUGUGUCCGUCUCUCCAGGUGGAACAUUCUCCUGCUCCUGUCAGUAUGCUCAGCAGCACGCUCUGCAGAAGACUACGAAGCAGAAGGUGUAGAUAUCCUCUAUCAACUGGGACUUACAAUCCACAGCAAUGUAGAGAGUCCCUAUGCAAGGACCGACUCGCCUCUUAACCCUUCCAGCAGUGCAACCUCACCUUUAGGUCUUCCUGUUCCUGCAUACGGAGUUUUACUUGACUCUGACUCUUUCUAUGAAGCCCCAGCAAGCAGCUUGUUCCCGCCAGAGAUUGGAGAGGAUUUUUCUGUUGUGGUUAGUCUGAGCUCCUGGAGAGCAAACAACGCUUUUCUUUUUAGUGUCAAAGAUGGCAGGGACAGGCUGGCUUUUGGCAUUCAGCUGCUGCCACACAGAGUGGUGGUAUACAUUGCUGACAAGGCCUCCAUCUAUUUCACCUACACCUGGCAAGAUGGUCACCAGCAUGCAUUUGCUGUUGGAGUCCGACCACGCUCUGUGUCUUUCUUUGCAGCCUGCGGGGUGGUGCAGCUGCGAGAGCAGACCCUUGGUAGAUCUCAGACACUGGGGUCCUCUGGAGGACAAUUCACUCUGGGGAGAAUGAACUCCAAAUCUGCACCGUUCAGUGGUCGCGUCUGUCAGUUAGACAUCUAUCCCUCAGCUCAAGUUGCCGCGCACUAUUGCAACUACGUUAGAAAACAGUGCCGGCUGGCCGACACGUACCGAUCACCUUCACCACACCAAAGCUUGGAUACCGAGGCAAACAACCCUUUCAUAAAGCCCUCCUCUCGAGUUUCAUCGACACGUCAUAAUCCUACCAAAGCCACAGCAGCUGUGAAACAACCCUCAGGUGGUUUGGUGAGGCAGUAUUCAACCCUCAGCCCAUCAGUACCAUCUCAAUUGGGUGAUCGGAGUAAGAAUUAUUUUUUCAGUCCCCUUUCCCACUCCACUACAUCCACGAUUCACUCUCACAGUCCCACCUCUACUUCCCUGAAGGGGCUGUCAGUUCUGGAUAGCACUCAUAGAAAAGAAUUCACCCCUACCAAACAAACAUUGGCAGCAGGCCUAAUGCCUCAAGGAGAUACUGAUCAGUCUGAGAAUAGCACAGAGGAUGAUAGUAGUUCUGGGAGUCCUCAAACCUCUGGUACCACUCCAGGUCUGAUUACAUCAAUUAAGCUGAGUCAAAUCAAGGAAGGCCUCAGGAACAGCUCAGUCGUCAGCUCUGGAGAAUCCAAUAAGGGUCCGCAUGAGACUCAUCAGCUCAUGGAAACUCAUCUGAGAACUAAUGGGACCACGUUGUAUCGAGCAAAUCAGAUGGACAACUCAGAACAUCACAGUCUGGAUGGCAGCUAUGACGACGUCGACAUGGGAGGAUAUGAUUAUGGAUACGAGGAGCCAGAUUUCUUCUACGACUAUGACGAAGGUUUCCACGGUCCCAAAGGAGAGCCAGGUCCUCCGGGUCCUCCUGGUCCCCCUGGUUUACCUGGUCCUCCAGGAAAAAGAGGGUCUCGGGGUCCAUCCGGUCCACAUGGAAACCUAGGAGAACCUGGACCCCCUGGGGCUAAGGGUUUAAAGGGAGCUCCAGGGCUGUCUCCAGGCCAGGCUGCACCAGGAGAGAAGGGUGACAGAGGUCUACCAGGGCUGCCUGGUUCAGAUGGAUUCCCAGGUCUACCGGGUCCUAAAGGGUAUCCAGGGCCACCAGGACUACCAGGAGAACAAGGCAUACCAGGACCUCUGGGGGAAGAUGGGACUGCAGGUUACCCUGGCAGGCAGGGUUCAGCUGGGCCACAGGGUAACCCAGGUCCCAAAGGUAUCCGCGGUUUCAUUGGGCCUCCAGGUGGAGCUGGGCCUCCCGGACUAGAGGGCAAGAAAGGUAUUCCUGGUCCUAAAGGGAAAUCUGGCCCAAAAGGAAGACAGGGUGUGAUCGGUGACAUGGGUGAGAGGGGACCCCCCGGUCCUGAUGGCAGCCAGGGGCCUGUUGGUGGAACUGGAAUUGGUGGCUUUGCUGGUCUGAGGGGUGACCCAGGGCUUGAGGGACUGAGAGGAAUAACUGGUCUGAUGGGACCUCAGGGCCCAGGGGGACGAGCCGGCCUGCCUGGAUUGAAAGGUGAUAAGGGUGAAGUGGGACAAAGGGGUGAGUCAGGAGAGAUGGGCUACCCAGGCGAUAAGGGUGCUCCUGGACUACCUGGUCCUACUGGUCUAAGAGGGAAAGCAGGACCACAGGGUAAAAUUGGUGAUAUGGGACCUCGAGGACCAUUUGGGCCUCCAGGUCCAGAGGGGUUUCCUGGUGAUAUUGGAGUACCAGGGCCAAAUGGUCCACCUGGACUGAAGGGUUUGCAGGGUGUCAGAGGGCCCCAAGGCCCACCGGGGCCUCAAGGAGAACAGGGUGAUGAAGGACCACGUGGCCCACCUGGCAGCUUUGGCCCCACUGGAAAACCUGGACGGAAAGGAUACUUAGGGGAACUUGGCCCUGAUGGUUUAGAAGGAGAGAAGGGAGACACAGGAAAUGUUGGGAAAAAUGGACCACAGGGUGCAGCUGGCCUGAUGGGGACUGGUGGUGUGAUCGGGGUUCCUGGAGAAAAGGGUGAUCGAGGACCAGCAGGUCCAACGGGGCCACCUGGAGAGAAAGGGCCAAGGGGUUAUCCAGGGAUGCCAGGAAGUCCAGGAGACAUUGGCAUGCAAGGGCCACCUGGUCUACAGGGUCAGAGGGGCAGUCCGGGCAUCGCUGGGCCAAAGGGCAGGAUGGGGCCCCGUGGUCCUGAUGGCCCACUAGGAGAACCAGGUGUUGAGGGCAUCAAGGGUGAAAGAGGUGACAUCGGAAAGAAAGGAGAGUCUGGAUUUUUAGGCAAAGCUGGUGGUCCAGGAGAAAGGGGUCUUCCCGGGAAGCCUGGUAAGGCAGGUGUUCCAGGCAGCACCGGGGAUGGGGGCCCGCAAGGUGAACCGGGACCAAAAGGAGCUCCUGGAGAUGCAGGACCUGAUGGAGAACAAGGACCUGAAGGUGAACCUGGUGGAGAGGGCGAACCAGGUGCUAUUGGAGAACCCGGAUUAAAGGGUGAUGUUGGUCCUUCAGGAGCUGAAGGGGAGGAAGGACAGCAGGGAAUAAGAGGUCCUCCUGGUCUCCCUGGUGAAGAUGGCCCUCAAGGAAAAGAUGGAGGCAAGGGUGAGCCAGGUGAUCCUGGAGUAACAGGAGAACAAGGGGACAGAGGUUUAGAAGGAGACUCCGGACCCGCUGGACCUCCUGGAAAUCCAGGGAAGCAGGGCUUUCGUGGGCCAGAAGGAAAACUUGGCCCUCCAGGAAACCGAGGCCGGCACGGCAAGAAGGGAGAAAAAGGUCCUCCAGGUCUUGCUGGUGAGGUUGGUGAACGAGGUGACAUUGGUCAGACAGGGAAGGUGGGACAAAAAGGUGCCAGAGGAACCCGGGGCCCACCGGGCCAUCCUGGAGUCAUGGGACUGGAAGGGCAACCAGGAUUGCUGGGAUACACAGGCCACCCGGGCAAUCCUGGACCUGUUGGACCACCAGGGCCAAAAGGUGAAAAGGGUUAUCCAGGCGAAGACAAUAAGACCCCAGGACCUCCUGGGCCCUUAGGUGAACCAGGACCCUCAGGAGAAUGGGGAGAACGUGGAGAGCCAGGGGAUGAAGGAUAUCAGGGCCAUAUGGGCAUCCCUGGACCUCAUGGAGCUGUCGGGCCACCAGGCUUACCGGGAUCACCAGGACAUCCUGGAGAGCCAGGCCUAAAGGGAGACAUGGGUGCCCCAGGUUCAGCAGGAAAAAAAGGAGCAAGGGGGCUGAGUGGAGCACCUGGACGUGAAGGCCCACCUGGUUUCCCUGGUUUAACAGGAAUGAAGGGUUACCCUGGUCCAGAUGGUCCACCAGGUCUACAGGGCUUACAAGGACUACCUGGGAAACAAGGACGACAGGGUCACAGAGGUUUGACAGGACAGGAUGGACUCACUGGACGCCCUGGUCCCAGAGGAGAUGUUGGACUUCCUGGACCAACUGGGGAAAGAGGACCACCUGGUCAGAAGGGAGAACCAGGCCUGCCAGGGGACAGGGGAACUUCAGGAAUCAAAGGCAUGGAGGGAGCAAAUGGUGACCAGGGCAGGAAAGGUGACCCUGGACACGACGGAGAAAAAGGGGAAACUGGACAUGCAGGGAUGAUUGGCUCGCAGGGUACUCCAGGACCAAAGGGACCAAAUGGUGAUUUGGGAUUGAAAGGUUUCACUGGCCCGAAGGGUCCUGCUGGUAAUCUGGGAUUCACUGGACCUGUUGGGCCUGAAGGAAUGAUGGGCCCAGUGGGAAAACCAGGAUUAAGAGGUCCAAGAGGAAGCAGUGGUGAAAUGGGACCUCAAGGACCACAGGGCAGUCCAGGUCCCAGAGGACCCCCUGGUGCUCCAGGUCCAACAUGGCACAUAUAUGAGGACUCAGCAGUCCGCAGUCUCUCUGACUCUCCUGCUGCCCUGAGGACGGAGAGUUUUCAGGACACUGAGAUGAGCCAGAACGUGCAGAUACUUAACACUUUACGUUACCUGAGCAGUGUGAUCGAGAGCAUCAAGAAGCUAGGCACCAAGGUGAACCCCGCUCGUGUGUGUAAAGACUUGAUGGACUGUCAACACGAGCUUCAAGAUGGUUGGUUCUGGAUUGAUCCAAACCUAGGCUGUACUUCAGAUGCCUUCAAGGUCUUCUGCAAUUUCACUGCCGGGGGGCAGACCUGUUUACAUUCACUGGCCUCUAAUAAGAUGGCCUUUGGUGUAGGAAAAGUCCAAAUGAAGUUUCUGCAUUUACUCAGCACUGAAGCCAGCCACAGCGUCACAAUCCACUGCCUAAAUGACCCACUGUACGGCACUGUGGAUGGCUUUAGCGCUAUCGGACCGAUCUCUAAGGAGCACACCAGGCUACGCUUUCAUGGAUGGAACGGGCAGAUAUUCGAAGAACACACACUACUUGAACCACGGGUGCUACAAGACGACUGCAAGAUACAAGACAGCAGCUGGCAUCAGUCACGUUUCCUCUUCCAUACUCAGGACAGUCAUCAGCUGCCUAUUGUUGACAUCCAGGAAUUCCCCACAUCACAGUCCAGAAAUCAGCGGAACCUCGAAGUUGGUCCAGUCUGCUUCCUGUGACAAAACUAUUUACAUGUUAACUCCAAACAGCUAUAACCUACCAAAGGCAAGAAUGAACAUCAAGCCCGUGGAAGGCUGGGUAUUGUUUUGCAGACUCUUAACAAGGCAUUGUGUCCAGUUGAAGACAGACCAACACAGAGGAGCCCAAACUCUACGGAACAUCCAGGCCAAAAAGGCCAAAGUAAAACUGUUUCUAUCAACAUUUAUCAAAUAACUGUGCAAAAUAGUUCUGUUUAUCUGUCAAAAGGUGCGUGGGUUUGGCUGCACCGUGGACCCAUUUUAAUAAAAUAUGCAGCGGCCAACCUUUUCCAAACUGUUGUAUUAAGCCCCACCCACAAACACACCCUGGUCAUCCUAAGCAAAGGCCGAACCCGAAGGAGAGUACGGUACCAGGCUUCCAAACAGGAGCACUGUUUAACUGUUUAUAUGAGUGCAAUAGCAUGUGGACAAUGAGUGACUGAUUUUAAUAUUGCAUUUCCAAUCAAAGGCUAAAUGUUUUUGUCUUUGGUCCCGCCCAGUUGGACCUGUUCAUCUUGACAGAUGGUGCUACCUCUACCUGCUCAUUUGCUUUCUGGAAUAGAUGCUAAUGUCAAGUUAGAUUUUUUUUUUUUUUUCUUUGCCUUUGAGUUGUAUGUACCGGUUACAUCAAGAUUUAUGUUGUAAAAGUACUUAUGUCCACUUGGUCAUUUCUAAUUUAUGAACCAUUUUGAUACUCUUCAUAUUUUUUGUAGCUUUUCCUUUUACUGGGUAGGUUUUCCCACGUGAAACCUAUCAUUGGUGCUGCAACACAGAACGAGUCAUCAUCGGUGAAUUUUUACAUUUCCUGUGUAUAUAUUGACAACAUAGUGUGUGUUUAUUUAUAUCCAUUUUGGGUUUUUGUUCCAGCACAUUACUGUACCACAGUAAGUUAUACUCAGAGAACUGCUUUUUGUUUAAAACUCAGUCUAAAGAUGUAUUUGUUAUAAGGUGCACAUCAUACAUUUAUUUCAGCUCAUCAGUGGUGGUUUAGUGGAACUGGCAGCUACGUGAGGCCAGAGUCAGAAUCCUUUCAAAUUCAUCAUCCUCAUAUUCUUAACUUAUGUUACCUUGAACAAAGUGUAAUUAUAUAAAAUCUGUAAAACAUUGGAUGCAAAUGUGUAAAUAAUAAAUAUGUUGACUAAUGAAUAAACGGAAUGUUUUAUCCACAAA
Thalassophryne amazonica is the source of this 6483-nucleotide messenger RNA. It is a transcript of the gene col24a1, whose product is annotated as collagen alpha-1(XXIV) chain. The record is from RefSeq and is a predicted model, not a curated record. Gene Ontology annotation, molecular function: extracellular matrix structural constituent. Lineage: Eukaryota; Metazoa; Chordata; Actinopteri; Batrachoidiformes; Batrachoididae.